UGCUCAGCACCUUCAUUCUCACUCUCCUGAGGAGCCUGCUCAACACCUUCAUUCUCGCUCUCCUGAGGAGCCUGCUCAACACCCUCAUUCUCACUCUCCUGAGGAGCCUGCUCAGCACCCUCAUUCUCACUCUCCUGAGGAGCAUGCUCAACACCUUCAUUCUCACUCUCCUGAGGAGCCUGCUCAACACCUUCAUUCUCAUUCUCCUCAGGAGCAUGAGCAACAACCUCCGGCUUCUGCUCAUCACACAGCAACUUGACAGCAACGUGCUUCCCGAACACCCUCUUAGGGAAGCAGACGCUCUGAGCCUUAUGGGUAUGAGAGUCAAAGAAGGCGACGGACUCAGCCGCCCCGAGACACUCUUCGUUGGUGAAGACGCCAACGCCGUAGCAGUUGGCCUUGGUGAUCAGCUCGGCGUUUAUGGAGUAGGACGUGAUGCCGAUUUCGUGCUUGACCUUGAUCCUCUUGCACGUGUCUUUGGUCGCGGCGUGCUUGCUGCUCGCGUUCUCUGCGGCCUUGUUGUGCGGGUAGUGGCCCGUGCCGCAUCCGUUGUGCGUUGCCACGCUGACUUGCGCGACGCCGUAGGGGUCGGCGUAGACGCUGGACGCCAUGGCCAGGAUGGAGGCUGCGCUCAGAGUAGUAUAACGCAUUGUGUCGGAGGCCGGUAGAUGAUUUCGGGUGAAGUAUGGGACGAGGUAGUAUUGGAAGGAGCGUCC
This is a messenger RNA of Aspergillus candidus, 716 nucleotides long. RefSeq lists its product as uncharacterized. Bases 144 to 668 code for a protein of 174 amino acids. The record is from RefSeq and is a predicted model, not a curated record. The transcript is spliced from 2 exons. Lineage: Eukaryota; Fungi; Ascomycota; Eurotiomycetes; Eurotiales; Aspergillaceae.